CGGGCAGGUAGAGAGAGAGAGAGAGAGAGAGAGAGAGAGAGAGAUCAGAAACCGUUGGUAUAAUUACUAAAUCUAUUCUCUUUGUCCCUUCUUCAAUGGUCGUAGAUAAAUUGUCGGACUCAUCUUCUUGAUCUCUCCACUUUUCUCUCUCUCUCUCUCUCGGCGAACAAAAUUAAAGAAUUCAGAGAAGAGAGACACUCGGAGAUCGUGCGACAAGGAUCGAUCGAGAUGGGGAACUGCGCCACAAAGCCCAAGGUUCUGAAAGAUUCCGACGAGGCUCCGCCGCCGGUGGAGGAGUCCAAGAAGGAGAUUCCUCCGGAGUAUGUGCCGCCGGCGGCCGGGCGGCGGAGCGAUAAGGGGAAGGAGAUUUUGGUGGUCGCCGCCGACGAAGACGACGACGAACUUAAUGCCGGAAAGCGACCUUCCCUUAGUCACUUGUUCAGCGAGGAUAAGGAGAGGGAGACAAUGCAAAUAGAGGAGGACGAACCAGAACCAGAACCGGAACCGGUUAAGCUAGAUAUAAAGAACCAAACCGGUCUAUCAUCAGAUGUGUCAGAACAGGAAGCUUGUGUUCCCGAGAUUUACGAGCUUAAUGUUCCACCACAACCGACAAAUCAAGAGAUCAAGAACCAAACUGACCCACCAUCAGAGACUCCAAAACCAGAAACUGCUCUUCCAGAACUCCCUAGGGUUAUUGCUCCACAACCGGUUAUCGAUAACCAAACCGACUCGUCACCGGAGAUCCCAAAACCGGAAGAUUUCGUUGCAAAGGUUUACGAGGUUGAGAUGAACAACAACCAAACCGGCACAACAAUGGAACCACCACCUGUUCCAGAAACCUCGGAUGAGGUAAUCAAGAUACCAGAAGUUUCCGUCGAUGCGAAGGAAGCUUCUGGAACAUUCCCCGUCGACCAACAGGAACAAGUGUUCGAAGACGCUCAAGAAAAGAUGGAACCCGAGCCAGUUGUCAAUGCGACAUUAAUGGCAAUAGAUAGGCAUGAGAACGAGGAAACUGUCAAUGCAGAGGCAAAUAACGGUAAGGAUGAUACUAGUGUGUUUGCUGAUGAGACAGAGAAACAAGGAGUAGCCAAGUGAAAACUCUGGUUUAUGUCAUGAUAAAUGGUUAUAUGAUUUUCAGUAAUAUUCGAAUCUUUUUGUGGGUUCCUUCCACAACAAACUAAAACUACAGUUUCAGUUUAAGAAAAUGUUCGAGCUGUAAUUGUUUUACAUUAGUUACAUAUUAUAUUUUGUGAACUAUUUGUAAAUUUGAUUUGGAAUUAUAUAUGGGUGUGUAUGUUUAUGCCA
Messenger RNA from Tarenaya hassleriana, 1305 nucleotides. RefSeq names its product titin. The record is from RefSeq and is a predicted model, not a curated record. Lineage: Eukaryota; Viridiplantae; Streptophyta; Magnoliopsida; Brassicales; Cleomaceae. The transcript has 2 exons. Bases 229 to 1095 code for a protein of 288 amino acids.